AUGACCCGCGCCGAACGCUUCGAGGAUGAGAAGCGACGCAUGGUCGAGAGCUGCUUCUCCAAGCUCGACCAGAAUGGACAGCUCGCCGAGUCGUACAUUACGCAUAUUCGCAUAACUGAGGAUGCCGCCCAUCCCUCAACUCCUCCUCCCCCCACCUCGGCUCCCGACAACAAGAAGCCCCGUAUCGUCGUCGUCGCCGUCCGUAGCACUGGCCGUGUCCGCAUGCACAAGGCUCGUGAGAACAACAACGGCUCUUUCUCCAUUGGCAAGACCUGGAACCUCGAGGAUCUGUCCGCCAUUGAGUCCUUUGCUCACCCCGAUCCCAAUGCCCCUCCACCCAAGCAGAACCACUAUCAGUGGGCUGGCAGCGUCGGUUUCGUUGUCACCAUCUCAAAACCCUACUACUGGGCCGCUGCCACGUCAAAAGAGAAGGACUUCUUCGUUGCUAGUCUGGUCAAAAUCUACCGAAAGUACACAAAAGGUCAGGUUCCGGAUCUUCGUGGCUUUGAUCCUCGCGAUGUAGAACAGAUGCUAGGGCUGGCUCCCGGCCAGCAACAAGCCCCACGUAGUUCGCCUGCUGUCCAGGAUCGCCAGACUCCUCAGAACACCCCUCCUCCUCGUCCACCUUUUGCCGAACAACAUCGCCCAUCUUCCCAGGAUUCCCGCCCACGCUUCCGACCAACCCCUGAGAAUGGCGAACCUCUACCGCCAGGGGGUCUACAACCGCAGCCUCGGCCUUCCCAGGACAAAGGUAUGCGACAAAGGCCUAGCCGAGAGCGUAUGCGUGCUCCGAGUCGCGAACCCAUGCGUGCUCCUAGUCGUGAGCCAAUGCGAGCUCCAAGCCGUGACCCUGGCCGUGCUCAGAGUCGAGAGCCUGCACAACGUGGUGCAGCUCCACCACCACUGAACAAUGUUAGUAUGUUUACAUCGACGCUCAAUCAGUGGAAACCUCCUUCGCGCGAAGCCUCGCCUAUGAGACAACCUUCUCCUAGGAAACCUCACAUUACUACUGUUGAACAGUCCGAGCCUCGACCAUCAGUCUUCGAAACCUUGAAGAACCAGCGACAGCCCGCAUUACGUCCGCCUCCACUUUCGACGAGCAGAAACGUGUCCGGUGCUAGCACAAACAUUAGUACUGUUGCUACUGUCGGUCGACCGUCGAGUCCCCAGCCAGAACCUCUACAGGCCUCAAGUCUUCCCUUUGUACAGCCAGAAGAAUCGCAACCUGCAGUGCUCGAACAGAGAGAUGUGUUGUCAGACGAGGAAGAGCAUCGCCCUGGACUUGGCCCUAUGAUCAAAAAGAAGCCCGGACCUAAACUCGCAGAUGCGCUUAGGAAAGCAGCAGCAGCUCAGGGCGCGUUCAAGCCUCGUGCCGGAGGUGCUGCCGAGCGCAUGAGAGCCCUCGCAGAGGCUGCUAACAAGGGGCAGGGACCUGACGGCAUCAAUGGUGUUGUCCCGGCUCCUUUGCGAAAGCAGAGCGUGGAUAUCGAUAGAUCAGAGUUGCCCGUGCAAGCUCACACGCCGAUCGAUGGUGCAGCUGUCGAAGGCUACUUCCCCCAACCAGAACCAGAGGCACAGCCUGAAGAACCGCAAGUACCUGUGCCAGCACCGGAACCUAGACGGCCAAAACGUAGAUCGGCGCAGCAAGAGAAUCACCUUCGCUCCCUCAACAUUGACCCAAGGUUGCUUGACGGCCGCGGAAUCCAGUUUGAGUCCAUUCUCUCCGACUUUGGUUGGGGCUCCGGUCUGCUGAAAGGAAGGCAGCUGGAAGAUCUUGAGGCUGAUUUGAAGCGCGAGCUAGGUCGUGUCGAGGCUGGCAGCUGGCUGGGACAUCUCGAACAGAAAGAUGAUCGAGUCGACGUAGUUGACCAGAUGCUCGAUCGAGCGAUCGCCGAGUGUGAUGAGCUUGACGGACUUUUAACGAUCUACUCUGCAGAGUUGAGCACUCUCAAUGAAGACAUCUCUUUCAUCGAGGCGCAAUCACAGGGUCUACAGGUACAAACCGCCAACCAGAAAAUUCUACACACCGAGUUGCAGAAGUUGGUUGACACCAUCUCAAUCUCGCCUCGUCAGCUAGAGCCGCUUAGACAUGGAGACUUCAGCAACCCAGAAGCUCUUAUGUCAGUCGAGUCAUCGCUGCUUCUUCUUUACAAGGCUAUGGCUACCAUUGAUCCUUCUGUACGCUCAACAAACGCUCUGAGUCGACCUGGUCCUGGUCUCGAUGCCAGCGACGUCGGUAAUAUGAAAGCCCUGCAAGAGAAACGUAACGCAUACAUGCGUGAGAGUGCCGAGUUUUGCCAACGGCUGAUGCGUUACUUGGAUAACACUUUCGCAUCGGCACUUGCCGCAGCGAAACCCUCGCUCAUGCAACAUCCAGGUGGCAUUGGCAAUGCCACGAUGAAACUCAAUGGGUCAGGCUUCAACCUGGCUCGUGCCAACCUUUGGCAGUUCAGUCCAUUGCUUCUCUUCACGAAGGAGACGAACUUGCCUGCCUGGCAAAGCACCCUUCGCACGUACCAGACCAAAGCCCGCCCAUUGUACACUGAUGUCUUCCGAGACAACACAAGUAAUUGGAAGAGAGGAGCUCGUACGGCUGGCAGCGAAGCGACUGAGCUGCUGUUCACCUCGGUCGAGAAGGAAACGCCCGAAGGCCUCACCAGUACCGCUCGCAAGCUUACGGUGAAGCGAUCUCAAACCCUGGCCAAAUCUUUCCGUUCGGCUGGCACCGGCGGUGACAAGCCAACAGCUGUCGAUAGAGCACAACCUGGUCGUAUGGCACCGUUCGAAGUCUUCAAUGGCGUGCUCGAAGAGCAGGUGCCACUGAUAUCUAUGGAGCAAAACUUCAUUGUGGACCUCUUCCACGCUACCAGUCUCGAGAAUAUUGACUUUGCAGAUGCCGUGGUGGCUAACGUCCCCGAAGCACGCAUGGGCUCUGAUCUCACUACAAGACGCUUGAUGGAGCCUGACCGAGCCAUGGCGAGACGCGUCUCGGAUACCAUGGAAGAGACUUUUGGAUUCUGGAAGGAUGAGUUGAGAGCCCUGAUGGAGUGGGCUAACGCUGGUGACCCUAUCCAGGGUGUUGGAGUCCUUACUGUCCUGGCUCUGCAUGCGUACCGUCUGCAGGAAACAUCACAGGAGUUCUUGCUUCACAACCUCAACGAGAUCUCUUCACGCUUGCAGACGCUUUUCCAGAAGUUUGUCGAUGAGCAAAUUCAUGCAAUUGAAGACACAAAGGUCAAGAUCAAGAAGCGCAAGGGUGUCAUCGCUUUCAUGAAGAUCUUCCCCUUGUUCUCGAAUGCUGUCGAGAGUACAUAUUUGUCGGCUGCCAGAGAUCACGAUGGCCAUGCAGCAGUGCUCGGUGCACGUCAAUUGGUUGACGAUGCAUACAUCCGCAUCAAUCGGGCAAUGUGGGAUUCUCUAAAGGUCAUUGCUAGAGAGUCACCCACUGCUACCGGCGCCGCAGCAUCUGCCACCACAGCACAUGGCCUCGAGUACGAAGACAAGGAGAUCCUCAACUACCACAUUCUGUUGAUCGAGAACAUGAAUCACUACAUCGAGGAAGUGGACGACGGAGGCGUGGAGGGCUCAGUGCUGGCCGAGUGGAAAGCAAAGGCCUUGAUGGAUCGCGCAGAGCACAUGGAAGAAUACGUGGGUCGCGUGGUCCGAAGGCCUCUGGGCAAGAUCAUCGACUUCGUCGAAGGCGCCGAAACCCUGCUCUCCCAAAAUCUCUCCGGCCCCACCAUUUCCUCGCGGCCCUUGUACUCACGCCACAAUACCAAAAAGCUUCUCGCCUCGCACGACUCCAAAGCCAUUCGCAGCGGCAUCGACGCGCUGCGCAAACGCAUUGAAAAGCAUUUCGGAGAUGCCGAUGAAGAAGUGCUAUCGAGGCAGAUGGUGGCCAUGGUGUGCAAGGAGUGUGAGAGACGAUACGACAGUGUGCUGGACAGGCUGGUCAAGGCUUGUGAUGUGCUUUACAAGGAGAAUGAGAAGGGUGUUGUUAUCGAUUGGAGCAAGGAGGAUACUAGGGAAGGGUUCAAGAGGGUGUGA
Aureobasidium namibiae CBS 147.97 is the source of this 4047-nucleotide messenger RNA. RefSeq lists its product as uncharacterized. The coding region runs from base 1 to 4047 and encodes 1348 amino acids. The transcript has 7 exons. Gene Ontology annotation, cellular component: plasma membrane; exocyst. NCBI's taxonomy places the organism in Eukaryota, Fungi, Ascomycota, Dothideomycetes, Dothideales, Saccotheciaceae. Gene Ontology annotation, biological process: Golgi to plasma membrane transport; exocytosis. Gene Ontology annotation, molecular function: phosphatidylinositol-4,5-bisphosphate binding. The record is from RefSeq and is a predicted model, not a curated record.